Messenger RNA from Endocarpon pusillum Z07020, 7359 nucleotides. RefSeq lists its product as uncharacterized. Bases 1 to 7359 code for a protein of 2452 amino acids. Gene Ontology annotation, biological process: fungal-type cell wall (1->3)-alpha-glucan biosynthetic process. NCBI's taxonomy places the organism in Eukaryota, Fungi, Ascomycota, Eurotiomycetes, Verrucariales, Verrucariaceae. The record is from RefSeq and is a predicted model, not a curated record. Gene Ontology annotation, molecular function: alpha-1,3-glucan synthase activity. The transcript has 4 exons. Gene Ontology annotation, cellular component: fungal-type cell wall.
AUGAAGGUGGGCCCGCAGGGCCUGCUGUUGGUGCUGCUUGCAGCUACCUCGACAGCACUCAAAUAUGAUCCAGAUUUCCUCGAAUACAACCUUAAUCAAAAUCAAACGGCUACACAUCCUAUUGAUUACUGGGGGGAGUGGGAAGGACACGAGUUCACACCUUCGCCAGAGGAUUGGAGAUUUCCUUUCUACACACUCUUCCUGGACAAAUUUGCAAAUGGAGAUCCAACGAACGACAACAUAAACGGAACUGUCUUUGAGCAUGAUUUGAGCUCGAAUCAAAUGCGCCAUGGAGGCGAUGUUGUUGGUCUUGUGGAUACUCUUGAUUAUCUGCAAGGCAUGGGCAUCAGGGGACUCUACUUGGCUGGUUCAAUCUUUAUGAAUCAACCGUGGGGUGCUGAUGGCUAUUCACCGCUUGACUUGACAGUACUGGACCAGCAUUUCGGCACUAUUGCAACCUGGCGAGAAGCUAUCAAUGAGAUCCACCGCAGAGGCAUGUAUGUGCUUAUCGAUAAUACGAUGGCAACUCUUGGUGAUCUCCUGGGUUUUGAAGGCUAUUUGAACACAACUACUCCCUUUACUCUAAGCGAGCACAAAGUUCAGUACAAAAGCAAACGGCAGUAUUUGGACUUCGAGAUUGGCAACGAGUACAACGAGACAUGCAGUUACCCUCGGUUUUGGCUAGAAACAGGCUACCCUGUUGGCAGUGACGUGACAAGCCGAAUGAAGGGUUGCUUCGAUAGCGAGUUCGACCAAUAUGGCGACACUGAAGCUUUCGGUGUCUUCCCUGAUUGGCAACGUCAGUUGUCGAAAUUCGCGUCCGUCCAAGAUCGUCUUCGCGAAUGGCACCCACCUGUACGAAGCAAGCUACAGCGCUUCUACUGCAUAUUGAUUGCUAUGCUGGACGUUGAUGGCUACCGGUAUGACAAAGCUACACAGUCAACUGUCGAUGCUAUGGCCGAAAUGAACGCCUACUUACGCCAGUGUGCCGCCCGUUAUGGCAAAAACAAUUUUUUCCUCCCAGGAGAAAUUACUGGUGGAAACACGUUUGGCGCUAUUUACGUUGGCCGUGGAAGACAGCCAGAUAUGCUCCCUGAUUCCAUCUACGAUGCUGUUAUGAUGACCAAUAACUCGCAAGAAAGAUUUUUUAUCCGUGAGCAUGAAAAUGGGGCGCUCGACGCUGGUGCGUUCCAUUAUUCAACGUAUCGUUCUCUGACGAGGUUUUUGGGAAUGGACGGGAACCUUGCCGCUGGAUAUGACUCGCCUGUCAACUGGGUUGACGCUUGGAACACCUUCCUUCUCACGAAUGAUUUCGUCAACGUAAACACGGGCAAAUUUGACCCUCGCCAUAUGUUUGGGGCCACCAAUCAGGAUGUUUUCCGAUGGCCUGCCAUUAAGAAUGGGACCCAAAAGUUCCUCCUCGGACAAUAUAUCAUGACAAUCCAUCUACCAGGCAUUCCACUUCUUCUGUGGGGUGAGGAGCAAGCAUUCUACGUUCUCGACAACACCGCAUCCAAUUACAUUUUCGGUCGUCAAGCAAUGACCUCUGCCACAGCCUGGCAGAUUCAUGGGUGCUACAGAUUGACUUCGACGCAAUACUAUCAGUUCCCGUUGGAGAAGGCUCUGGACGGCUGUAAUGAUCCAACCGUUAGUCUUGAUCACAGAGAUCCGUCCCAUCCCAUCCGGAACAUUAUUCGUCACAUGUUCCAAAUGCGCAAAGACUUCCCGGUGCUCAACGACGGCUAUUCUCUGACUCAGCUUUCAAAUCAGACUACUCAGGUUCAGUAUCCAGGUUCGGGCGGUGUAGCCACGGAGACUGGAAUGUGGUCCGUUCUGAGAAGCCGCUUUGAAGGCGUGCAAGACCUUGGAGGCGAGAAUGGUAACCAGUCGGUGUGGCUUGUGUACCAGAACGACAACCGAACAAUUGACUACACAUUCGACUGCAGCAACAACGAUACUGGUCUCAACAUCACCGCUCUGAUAGCGCCGUUUGAUUCUGGAACCAUCGUCAAGAACCUUUUCUUUCCGCAUGACGAGCUCGAGCUGGAGGACAGUGUCCGUACCCUAGGCUUUGAGGGAAGUACGAAACCAAAUGGGUGCGUCUCCUCCUUGAGGAUGGAACCGUGGGAUUUCCGAGCAUAUGUUCCAAAGGACAAAUGGAUUGCUCCAAAACCGAUGAUCACAAAAUUUCUCCCUGGUCAUGACGCCCGUUUGAACUCUACGGUUGCGGCUGAUGGCGUCGAGUCAGUGAACGUUGAGAUCCACUUCUCCGCAGAAAUGGACUGUGCCAGCGUAACCGAAUCCAUAACGUUUAAUUCCACAACAAUCUCUGGCAACAAGCCUACUGUAAACACGGGCAGCGUUUCUUGUGACCCUCUAGGUGAUUCAGAACCACCAGAUUAUAUCGGUGGAAUUGCCGGAGCCUGGAAAUGGUCAGCGACAUUGGAUGGGGUCGAAAAUGGCAUCCAUCAACUGACACUCAGAAAUGCUUCCGUGGCGGGUGGUGGCGAUGGAACCAAUGCCGUUGACCAUUUUCUGUUUCGCAUUGGUCAAACAAAGAACCCCAUGGUGUUUCCUUUCCAAGCCAAUUAUACCACUGACCUCCUGCACAAGGAUGAAAAAGGUGAUUUGUAUGUUUCGCACAACGCGGCCGGUGCUGACAAGUGGCGAUAUUCUCUGAAUUGGGGUACCACCUUUUCCGACUGGAUGCCCUACAGAGGCGGCAAUGACUCAGUGCCGAGCCAGCCUUGGUCAGGCACGAAACUACAGGCAUGGAAAGGGGACCACGUUCGACUCGAGUACUGGAGUCGUCUAGCCGGAAGCAGCGAUCAUGUUCAGCAAGGGGACUUAGACUCCCAGCAAACUCCCCGUCGAUUUCCUCAUCUGUUUCUCAAUGGACCCUAUAAUCAGUAUGGGUACGAUGCAGGUUUGAAGAACGACCUUCAACUCGAAAGCGACCAACGUUGGAAGCAUACAUUCAUGACUGAAUGGCCAGCAGUGGCUCAGAUCAAUGUCUGGGGCGUCAAUCCUGAUGGUCAGCCGGAUCAGUCUUUUGUGCUAGGUGACGCAGAUGGCGAUAGUGUCUUGGACAGAUUACCACCAUCCGCACUCUCAGCUGUCACGUUGAACAUUACGCAGCAUCCUCCAAGCCCAUAUUUGGCAUGGCGCAUUGAACUCAAUGACGGCAAUCUUCGGUUUCGUCUCCUGCCCGUAGGAUCGAAGUACCAGCAAAUGGCAAUGUUCUUCUUGCUGUGGAUAAUCCCCAUCAUUACUGGAGCUAUUGGGGUGUGGGCGUUCAUGAAGUCUUUCUACCAGGUCAAAUUCAACCAGAUUGGUAUUUCGGAGAAGAGUACUUUGAUUCCACUGGCUGUGCGCCGAGCCUUCAAGAAGAGGCAACAGAAAGAUGGCGAAUCGUUGAACCCACUGAUGAAAUUAGCCAACAAAUCUGGCUUCAUGCAGUCAAGUUCAAUGUUUGCCAACAAAGGUGCGCAUCGACGCAUGGUAUUGAUUGCAACCAUGGAGUACGACAUUGAAGAUUGGGCGAUCAAGAUCAAGAUCGGUGGUCUCGGUGUUAUGGCACAGCUGAUGGGCAAGAACUUGGGACAUCAAGAUCUCAUCUGGGUGGUUCCCUGCGUUGGAGGAGUCGAUUACCCCGAGGACCAACGAGCGGAGCCAAUGACCGUUACCAUUCUUGGCAACGCCUACGAGGUGAAGGUGCAGUAUCACGUCCUUCGCAACAUCACCUACGUUCUGCUUGACGCUCCAGUCUUUCGGCAACAAACGAAAACCGAGCCUUACCCACCCCGUAUGGAUGAUCUGGACUCUGCUAUAUACUAUUCGGCUUGGAACCAAUGUAUUUCUUUGGCCAUUCAACGCUUUCCCAUCGAUCUGUACCACAUCAACGAUUAUCACGGCUCUGUUGCUCCACUAUAUCUCCUACCACAGGCCAUUCCCUGCUGUCUUUCACUCCACAACGCUGAAUUUCAGGGCUUGUGGCCAAUGCGAACGCAGAAGGAACGUGAAGAAGUCUGCGCAGUCUUCAAUCUAGAUCCCGAAAUCGCAACGCGUUAUGUUCAGUUUGGUGAAGUCUUCAACUUGCUCCAUUCUGGCGCCUCCUACCUCAGAGUACAUCAACAAGGGUUUGGAGCGGUAGGUGUCUCCAAAAAAUAUGGUAAACGUUCCUAUGCUAGGUACCCAAUUUUCUGGGGGUUGAAGAAGGUCGGCAACUUGCCCAACCCUGAUCCUUCUGAUACCGGCGAAUGGAACAAAGAGCUCCCUAAAGAGGAAGACAUUCGAGUCGAUCCUUCAUUUGAAGCAGGUCGAGCAGAAUUGAAGCGACAAGCGCAGGAAUGGGCAGGCCUGGAGCAGAACCCGAAAGCAGAACUCAUGGUUUUCGUUGGUCGUUGGUCUAUGCAAAAGGGUAUCGAUUUGAUUGCUGAUGUCUUCCCAUCAGUACUGGAACAGCACCAAGAUGCCCAGCUCAUCUGUGUUGGCCCAGUCAUCGACCUGUACGGGAAAUUUGCUGCUUUGAAGCUGGACCGUAUGAUGAAGCUAUAUCCGGGCCGUGUCUUCUCAAAGCCCCAGUUCACCGCCCUACCGCCCUACAUAUUCUCUGGUGCUGAGUUCGCGCUAAUACCCUCCCGUGAUGAGCCGUUCGGUCUUGUCGCUGUCGAGUUUGGCCGGAAAGGGGCUCUAGGUAUUGGAGCAAGAGUUGGCGGGUUGGGACAGAUGCCAGGCUGGUGGUACACUGUGGAGAGCACAACAACGACCCAUCUGCUACACCAGUUCCACCUGGCUAUUGAAGGAGCUCUCAACUCCAAACAUGAUGUUAGAGCAAUGAUGAGAGCAAGGUCUGCAAAACAGCGAUUCCCAGUGGCACAGUGGGUAGAGGAUCUUGAGAUCUUGCAAUCAACGGCCAUUCGGAUCAGUAAGAAGGAAAUUCGCAAAGGUCAUGGGGAGCGAUCAUCGUCUCCUGGCGGUAACACGCCCUUCAGAUCUAUCCAGGAUGGUCGAGAAACGCCCAUCGGGAUGCAAACACCACCCAUGUCGCAUUCUAGAAGCAACAGCUACGUCGGUUUGAACCGAUUGAGCCAAGUCGGCCCACAGUCCAGGAAUACUAUCGUGUAUAGUCGGGAUCAAAGUCCGGGUGGGUUUGAGGAGAGACCAAAGACCGGCCUCAGCCGUCAGCUCUCUCUCGGUGUCAGAUCUGGCCCUGGUCAUUUACAACCACCAGGCAAUGAGCGGCGAGGGAGAAGAAGACUGCAGAAAUCAACCCCUUCAGCAGUGCCCGAAGACGAAGACGAGAACGCUGUUGGUGUGGCAGUCACAGAUUAUGAUGACGAGAGCGACGAAGAUAUCAUACCGAGUUAUUAUGGGGACGAUGAGUACACUUUGACGCCCGAGGAGGCCGAGGCCAGUCGGAGAUUGCAUCAUUCUGGUGGAGCACCACCGCUACCACCCAUCGGUCGGGAGUUCUUGUCACCAAGAAAAUCGAGCCAUGGCCCUCCACCAGGCGAUAGCCCCCAUGCAUCUUUCCUACGAGCAUCCAAUACCCCCCCUUCUAUGCCUGGCACACCUCGUGCUGAUGAGGGACUUCUCCCACCGGCACGACCAUUCGCAGGGGAUUCAGUCUCCAAUCGGCUCAGUAAUGCUUCUAUGCUAUCUCUCGAUUCUGUAGUUGGCGAUAAGAAGGACUUCAAUCUCCAGAAGGUGGAUCCGUUCUUCACCGAUAGUACCGGGGAGUUCUACGACGCAUUCUCCAAGAGGCUGGAAAAACUCAAUGGAGACAACUCCGAGUCGCAACUCUGCAUUGAGGACUAUCUUGUAAAGUCGGAGAAGAAAUGGUUCCAACGUUUCAGAGACGCCAGAUUGGGUCGUACGCACUCUCCAUCCCCGUCGAUCUUCCACAAAAAGGGUGGUUCUCGUGCGCCUUCACCCGCUGGCUCUAUAUUUAACGAGGACCUCGACAGUCGAGGAUCUGGUUCCGACGGCAAGGAAGGCUCGGGUGAUGAAUUCUUGCUCGGCAAAGACUACGUUCCACCGACCGGGUUGAAGAAAUGGAUGCAAAUGCGUAUCGGAGAUUGGCCUGUCUACUCGUUCUUCCUUGGCUUUGGCCAGAUCAUUGCAGCCAAUUCCUACCAGAUCACUCUUCUGACUGGAGAAGUGGGUCAGACUGCCACCAAGCUCUACGUGAUUGCCUCCAUCUACUUGGUUACGUCGAUCCUGUGGUGGUUCGUGUUCCGUUCAUUCAAAUCCGUGGUUGCGCUCAGCACGCCAUUCUUAUUCUAUGGUGCCGCCUUCUUCUUCAUCGGUUGUGCUCACUUCGGCACUUCCGAGGACACCCGAGGCUGGAUCCAAAACAUUGGCACGGGCUUGUAUGCUACCGCCUCAUCAUCUGGUUCGAUCUUCUUUGCACUCAACUUUGGUGACGAAGGUGGUGCUCCCGUCAAAGCGUGGGUCUUCCGUGCCUGCGUGAUUCAGGGAACGCAACAAGCGUAUGUGGUAGCACUCUGGUUCUGGGGCUCUUACCUCACCAAGAGGACCAAUGCGGGUGUGUACGAAGGCACGCCCAUUGCGGACACAUGGAAAAUGAGUGCUAUCACGUUCCCCAUUGCUAUCAUGCUGUGGGUUGUUGGCACGUUGAUGUGGCUUGGACUUCCCAAUUACUAUCGUCAAGCACCAGGCAAGGUUCCAUCCUUCUACCGGUCCCUCACUCGCCGUAAGAUCAUUCUUUGGUUCUUCGUGGCUGUCGUCAUCCAGAAUUUCUUCCUUUCGGCACCUUAUGGCCGCAACUGGGCUUUCCUAUGGAGCAGUAAUCACACACCCGCCUGGCAGAUCGUGCUGCUUGUCAUCUUGUUCUUUGGUAUCAUCUGGGCUCUCUUCCUCUGGAUCUUCUCCGUGCUGUCCAAGGAUCACUCCUGGAUUCUCCCCGUCUUCGCUAUUGGUCUGGGCGCACCUCGAUGGGCACAAAUCUGGUGGGGUACGUCCAACAUUGGGCAGUACGUACCAUGGGCCGGCGGGUACACUGCGGGAGCACUGGUCUCGAGAUCGUUGUGGCUAUGGCUUGGUGUACUGGAUUCACUCCAAGGUGUCGGCUUUGGCAUGAUCUUGCUACAGACGCUAACCCGAGUCCACAUUGCCUUCACUCUCCUGGCUGCUCAAGUGUUGGGUUCCGUUGCCACCAUAUGCGCACGAGCGUUCGCACCCAACAGAAUUGGCCCUGGACCAAUUUCGCCGGAUAUCUCGGGUGGUGUUUCAGCGUUGUGGGAGCCCUGGUUCUUUAUCUCUCUCGCUUUCAAUUUGCUCAUCUGCGCUGGCUUCUUCCUUUUCUUCCGCAAGGAACAACUCUCUAAGCCAUAG